UCUGCGCGUUUCUCGGACAGGUCGGGGCGCUGUGUAUAAAAGGUGACACCAGUACAGAGUUUGUUACUGAACGACGACUGGAGUGAAGCGGCGUUAUGUCUGGCAGAGGAAAAGGAGGCAAAGGACUCGGCAAAGGCGGAGCCAAGCGGCACCGUAAAGUGCUCCGGGACAACAUCCAGGGCAUCACCAAACCGGCCAUCCGCCGUCUGGCUCGGCGUGGCGGCGUCAAGCGGAUCUCGGGUCUGAUCUACGAGGAGACCCGUGGGGUGCUGAAGGUUUUCCUGGAGAACGUGAUCCGGGAUGCGGUCACCUACACCGAGCACGCUAAGCGCAAGACUGUCACUGCCAUGGAUGUGGUGUACGCUCUGAAACGCCAGGGCCGCACUCUCUAUGGCUUCGGCGGCGCGCUCCCCACGGAUGCGGCGGGCCAGCUGGAUGUCUUUGGGCAUGAUGGUGACUCGCUUGGCGUGGAUGGCGCACAGGUUGGUGUCCUCAAAGAGCCCCACCAGGUAAGCUUCACUGGCCUCCUGCAGGGCCAUGACGGCCGAGCUCUGGAAGCGCAGAGAAUGGCCCGGACCAAACAAACAGCGCGAAAAUCCACCGGAGGGAAAGCUCCCCGCAAACAGCUGGCCACCAAAGCGGCGCGGAAAAGCGCUCCAGCCACGGGCGGAGUGAAGAAGCCCCAUCGCUACCGGCCCGGCACCGUGGCUCUGAGGGAGAUCCGGCGCUACCAGAAAUCCACCGAGCUGCUCAUCCGCAAACUGCCCUUCCAGCGCCUGGUGCGGGAAAUCGCUCAGGACUUCAAGACCGACUUGCGCUUCCAGAGCUCGGCCGUCAUGGCCCUGCAGGAGGCCAGUGAAGCUUACCUGGUGGGGCUCUUUGAGGACACCAACCUGUGCGCCAUCCACGCCAAGCGAGUCACCAUUAUGCCCAAAGACAUCCAGCUGGCCCGCCGCAUCCGUGGGGAGCGCGCCUGAAUCCGGCCUCGGCACCAAGCACAACAAAAGGCUCUUUUAAGAGCCACUAACCCAGCAGUGGAAAGGGCUGUCAUUUCCUAUUCAUUCACCUUUUGUGUUACCGACACGCCGAUUUCCUCUGAUCCUCCCCUGUGGGUUUUGUGUAAUAUUGUUCAAUAAUUCAUCCCGGUUUGUUACAGACUCCAACACGGCCGGACCCACCAACACAAUCGGCAGUUCUGUGCCGUUGAGUUAACGCAGCGCGAACACCAGAGAUAAACAUCCCUCGCCGUCACGGUCUCUGUCCCCAUACCCCUGCCGUGUACAGCUGGUAAUUUAUUAUUGCCAAGUUUUCCAUGUAUUUGCGGUUGUUACCGUCGUAAGAAUGGGUUUUAAUAGUCUCCCGGUCCCAUUUCUAGUCGAGCCUAUGAUUAAUUCAGGGGACACUUCAGACACUGGAAUUCAGGUUCUUUCACAGAACUCUUUUUCGCGUUACAAACUCUCCUUAGACCGCAGGUUGAGAAAGACCAGUGCAGAACCAAACGAUAGACCGCGAGUAUAAACUUCUGGCUUUUGGAAACUAAAUGUCCAGCAACAUUUAAACUGGUGAGUUAAAUAACGUAUGGGCGGUUACUGUAAAAACUAUUCAUGGGAUUAAUGAGUCAAAGCAUAUUUUUACAGUCUAUGGUU
Mobula hypostoma (lesser devil ray) is the source of this 1646-nucleotide messenger RNA. RefSeq lists its product as uncharacterized. Gene Ontology annotation, cellular component: nucleosome. The coding region runs from base 96 to 977 and encodes 293 amino acids. NCBI's taxonomy places the organism in Eukaryota, Metazoa, Chordata, Chondrichthyes, Myliobatiformes, Myliobatidae. Gene Ontology annotation, molecular function: protein heterodimerization activity; structural constituent of chromatin; DNA binding. The record is from RefSeq and is a predicted model, not a curated record. The transcript is spliced from 3 exons.